GAACGUGAGUUGCUAGAUUUACGCGCUAAAUUGGAUACUUUGCAACGCGAGUUACAAAAGGAUCGCGAUAGUCGGGCGCGAUCACGACUGUCGGAGGAUAGACGGCGCUCAUCUCGUAGAUCUCGCAGUCGUCAAAUUAACACCAAGUGCACUGAUACCGCGAGGUCUGGUACCAGUCGUGAUGGCGAGCAACAGCAACGAAGGUCAAGGAGCCACAACUUCUCUACCGAUGAUGUAGCACAAAUAGUUAAUUCUAUUAGAAGUAAUUUAUCAUCUCAACCGCAUACAUUAAACAAAGGCAUAGACCAUAAAAACAUUCUCCCAAAUUUUGAUCCCUCUUCUAAAAAUCAACGUAUUAUAGUAUGGCUGAAAAAGGUCAAUGAAUGUGCGGCUGUAUACGGAUGGGAUGAUAAAACUACGAUACAUUUUGCUAUGCAAAAGCUCCAAGGUUUGGCCAAAGUGUGGUACGAGAGUUUAGAUACCAUAUUGUACUCAUGGCCUGAAUGGCAAGAGAAAUUGGUCAAGGCAUUUCCGUGUGAGGAAAACUAUGGCCAAAUCUUGGAGGAAAUGCUGAAGCGGAAGAGCAAAUUUAACGAACCAAUAGAGGUUUACUAUUAUGAAAAAUUGGCUCUCCUGCAUCAGUGCGGCCUUAGCGGCAAGAAGGCUGUAGAUUGUAUAAUUCACGGUAUAACCGACAGAACCACAAAAUCGAGCGCUGUGGCCGUGCGAUGUUCUGAUCCAGAACAACUAUUGCAAUUUUUGAUCAGUAAUAAAGAAUUAAGUAACCCAGAUCGAGGACAAAUGAGAAACAAAAGUUGGUCUGAUAAUUCUAAUGCUAAUAGUCAAGGUGCUAAAAAUAAGGCACAGCCACAGGGCCCAUUUUGUUUUAACUGUAAGGAGAAAGGUCAUCAUUUCCUACAAUGCCCGAAACCACUACUCAAAUGCCAUCAUUGUAACAAGGUCGGUCAUAAACCUGAGGACUGUUUUAGUAGAAAGUCUGAUAAUAAGUCUACUAAAACCCCCGAGGUCCGGUCAUUGUGUGCAUCAGAGAAAGGUAACGCUAAAUAUUAUAAGAAUGCUCAUAUAAACGGUAAAUCGAUGGAAGUGUUUAUUGACUUUGGCAGCGAACUUACCCUUGCAAAACAGUCUUUUGUCUCUUCUUUGGGUAUUGUAUAUGAUCAGGUAGAGUCUAUAAUGAAAGGGUUUGGAAACGGAUUGGUGAAAUCCAUUGGUGAAAUACGGCUCGAUAUCGACAUAGAUGGUGUUAAAGCCAACGUCCCCUGUAAAGUAGUGGAAGAUAAUCUCCUUGACAGAUCUAUUCUAGUUGGGCAGUCGUACACCGAGUUGCCUCAAAUCAUAGUUAUCAAAGAUUGUAAGAACUUACGGUUCAUAGACAUUGGAAAUGAAAUGCCACAGCCAGAGCCAAAUCUUUCCUCAAUAGUCAAAAUUUCGAUUGCCAAUGAUAUCGAACUGUACGGUCCCGCGUCAAUCAAAGCUGUCACGGAAGACAAAUUUAGUGGGAGCAUCAUGGUUAGGGAAAGUAUAGUAGGCAAACCCGGUCAGCAAUUCUUUUUAACUGGGGGCCUUUAUACGGUAAAUAAGGGUUUUGUUCAUGUAGUCGUGACCCCAUGUUGCUGCCCCUGUUUGAUGAUGGACAAUUUCACUGUAUGUCGUGUCGAAAGGGUAGCUUUGGUGAACCGAAUUACUGCGCAGUCCCCUACAAUACUUGAGUGUGUAGAAUCCAAUCAUAUAACAGAGUCUCAACUUCGGAUAGGUGAGAAAGUUGCUGAAGAGCACAGACAUAGGCUUUUACAGUUACUAAACAAAUAUAAACAUUGCUUCGCGUCUAGUUUAGGAGAGUUAGGAUGCACAAAUGUUACUCAAAUGACUAUUGAGUUAAAUGACCAACACCCUAUAGCGUCUCGACCUUAUAGGCUGUCCCACCAUGAAAGAGAGCAAGUUCGUAACAUGAUUGAUGAAAUGCUGGCAGCUGGCAUAAGGGGCUAAUCUGUAUCGGAGUAUGCCAGUCCCAUCAUUCUUGUACGGAAACCCGAUGGUAGUCUACGAAUGUGCAUUGAUUACCGAAAGUUAAACUCGUCCACAAUAAAGGAAAGAUAUCCAAUGCCAAUCAUUGACGACGAAAUUGCUCGCUUAUCUGGUCAGGCUUACUUUAUAACAUUAGACCUUGCCUCGGGAUAUUAUCAGGUACCUAUAGCAGAACAAAGCAAACAUUUAACUUCGUUCGUUACACCCGACGGUCAGUUUGAAUUUAAUAGAAUGCCAUUCGGACUGGCCAACGCACCGGCUGUCUUUCAGCGGAUGAUGAACCGCAUUCUAGGCUCCGCUCGUUAUACCAAGGCAACGGUGUAUAUCGAUGAUUUGUUAAUAUUUGGUAGGAAUCCAGACGAAUGCCUAGAUAGACUAGAAGAGGUCCUACAAAUGUUAGAUGAAGCCGCAUUGACCCUAAAUCUCUCUAAAUGCAGCUUUCUUCGCGAAAAGAUUGAUUACUUAGGAUAUGAAAUUAGUGCCGAGGGAGUCAAACCGGGAGAAAAGAAGAUCCAGUCUGUGCAAAAUUUUCCGCGUCCAAGCGAUGUUCACAAGGUUAGGCAGUUUCUAGGUCUAGUUGGAUUUUUCCGAAAAUUUAUUGGAGGUUUUGCCCAAAUUGCGUAUCCCCUUACAAAACUAUUAAAGAAAGAUGCUGUUUGGGAAUGGACGAGUGCACAGGAAGAGGCUUUUGACACCCUAAAGGCUAGGUUGAUUAGUAGGCCCAUCUUAGCUAUUUAUGACCACACAGCUGAGCUAGAACUACACACAGACGCCAGCAAGCACGGUAUAGGAGGUAUUUUGUUACAGAAGACUCCUGGCACUAAUGAUUUAAAGCCGAUCGCCUAUUACAGCCGCCAAACCUCGCCCGAGGAAAAAAGUUUCCAUUCAUAUGAAUUGGAAACUUUAGCCGUUGUCUGUUCCUUAAAGAAGUUUCGUGUAUAUUUGCUCGGAAAGGACUUCAAAAUCAUGACUGACUGCAGCGCGUUGCGUUCCACAUUCUCAAAGCGAGACUUAAUACCACGCAUUGCUCGUUGGUGGCUCAUGUUACAAGAGUACAAUUGUUCCAUAGAAUACAGGGCUGGAACAAAAAUGUCACAUGUUGAUGCGCUCUCCCGUAACCCAGCAGCUGAUCCUGUCUCUAAUUUUGAGCCCUUCCCGGCUGUUAUGAAUAUAACCAAUGAGGAUUGGUUACUCACGCUUCAAUUAGGGGAUUCAGAAAUCACCAGGAUCCGUAAUGUUCUCAUGAGUGAAGUUGACCCUACAGAUCUGCAACAUAUUAGGGACAAUUAUGUCGUCAAAGACAACAAGUUGUUCAGGUGUCUUAAAGGUGACAGAAAUGACCUUCGAUGGGUGGUUCCCAAGGGCGCAAGGUGGCAGGUUUGCAAAAUGAACCACGAUGAUAUUGGCCACUUUGGUAUUGAGAAAACGCUGGAAAAAAUAAAGAAACAGUAUUGGUUUCCGAAAAUGUCGCGAUUCAUACAAAAGUAUGUUACUGCUUGCAUUGAGUGUGCAUACGCAAAGCAAACCAAAAAUAAUCAGGAAGGAUUGUUACAUCCCAUUACAAAAAUAGAAAUUCCAUUUCACACGUUGCAUGCCGACCACCUUGGGCCCUUUGUCAAAUCAAAGAGGGGAAACUGUUACCUGUUAGUAGUUGUCGAUGCCUUUACGAAAUUUACAUUUGUACGACCAGUGAGAAAUACCAAGACCUUGAACGUCAUUAGGGUUUUGAACGAUAUAUUUUAUACUUUUAAAGUCCCUGUUCGCUUAGUGACAGAUCGGGGUAGUUGCUUCACUUCCCAUUCAUCCAACGGUAUUGCGCUGAAAAGGGAUUUAAACAUAUACUGAAUGCGGUAGCUAGUCCACAGUCAAAUGGACAAGUGGAGCGCUACAAUCGCACCAUCUUAAAUUCCUUAACAGCGCUAAACUUAAACCAACAUGAGAAGGACUGGGAUAAUGAAGUAGGAAAGACCCAAUGGGGCAUGAACAAUACAAUAAAUAAAACAACAGGCAGGAUGCCCUCAGAAGUAUUAUUUGGUACAUUUAUGAGCGGUGAUAUUAACCCCGCACUCGACGAGAUCUCCCAGUCAACACGCGAUACUAAUAAUUUAGAUUCGAUUAGAAAAGAGGUUAAGGCCAGGAUUGAUAGGGAGCAAAUAAAACAAAAAGCUUACUACGAUAAAGGUAGACGACCUGCUCGUUGUUACAAUGAGGGUGACCUUGUUAAAAUAACGAAAACUUCCUUUAACAACGACGGUAAAAGUAAGAAAUUAUUGCCUGCGUAUAUAGGGCCGUUUCGGGUAUCAAACGUGCUAGGAAAUGACCGCUAUAAAAUAACUUCAGUACCUGGGUUCAGCAACAUGAAAAAGGGCUAUAAUUCCACUGUAGCCGCUGAGCGUAUGAAGCCCUGGGUUCAUGUUGCUGCCCUUGAAAUCCAUGACGAUACUGAUACAGAAGAGGAUACAGAUACUCAUUGAUGAAUUGUUGAGUUGAUAUAAUGUUGUACUAUAAGAGACUAUUUUG
This is a messenger RNA of Cydia splendana, 4566 nucleotides long. RefSeq lists its product as uncharacterized. The transcript is spliced from 2 exons. The record is from RefSeq and is a predicted model, not a curated record. Gene Ontology annotation, molecular function: nucleic acid binding; zinc ion binding. NCBI's taxonomy places the organism in Eukaryota, Metazoa, Arthropoda, Insecta, Lepidoptera, Tortricidae. Bases 433 to 2007 code for a protein of 524 amino acids.